This is a messenger RNA of Recurvomyces mirabilis, 372 nucleotides long. It is a transcript of the gene PSF3, whose product is annotated as DNA replication protein. Bases 1 to 372 code for a protein of 123 amino acids. NCBI's taxonomy places the organism in Eukaryota, Fungi, Ascomycota, Dothideomycetes, Mycosphaerellales, Teratosphaeriaceae. The transcript is spliced from 2 exons. Gene Ontology annotation, cellular component: GINS complex. The record is from RefSeq and is a predicted model, not a curated record. Gene Ontology annotation, biological process: mitotic DNA replication initiation.
AUGGCGGAAAUGCUUGCCGUGUCCAAGCCCUCCGGCCCCGGAUCCGAUUCACUCGCCACCCUCGACAUGCCCGCCGCAUUGAACGAAAAGGUGUUGAACGCCCUGCGAGCGGACCCCGGGAGUGUGGAUCUACGGGCGCAGGCGACGUGGUUUUAUGGGUUGGGGGAGCGGAUGUUGGAGUUGUUUGAGGAGGAGGAGGUUGCUGGUGUGCUGGUAGAGACGUUCCGACUACGUGCCCUCGAGAUAGCAGAUAAAGCCCAGCACUCCGGUGCUACUCAGCAGGGAGGCGGUGCAGGAGGCGAAUUCAUGCAAGGUCUUGAUGACACCGAACGGCAAUGUAUGUGCCUUCAUCUUAUCUUUCUAUCGCUGUAG